Molecule: messenger RNA, 3344 nt
Organism: Stylophora pistillata
Lineage: Eukaryota; Metazoa; Cnidaria; Anthozoa; Scleractinia; Pocilloporidae
Biological process (GO): microtubule-based movement
Cellular component (GO): microtubule cytoskeleton
Molecular function (GO): ATP binding; microtubule motor activity; microtubule binding
Source: RefSeq, a predicted model, not a curated record
UUUUGAUUAGUCGUGGCGACCACUUGAAAUGAUCAUUCCAUCUGGAUUAACUAUAAGGUUUCGGAUCACCGUUUUUAAAAUUCCGAUGUGGUGUGUCAGAACGUAUUCUGUAUCAAGGAAGAAUUGUGAACUGUUGUUGUAAAAUAUGGGUAAUGGAGCCCAAUCAAGACCUGAAAACCCCGUAACGAUACAGCCAGAUGAGAAUUUCAUGAGAUCACAACCAAGUUAUGAUUCUAAUGGUUAUAUCGCUAACGGCGUUGAGACGAAUCACGGCAUAAUUCAACCUUAUAGUGGUGUUCAGUCUCAGCAUCUGGCACUACCUUCCAUUAGAAAUGAGCCGUCAUCUUAUCAUUCUGGUCCAUACGACUCGGUUGAUCAUUUCGACGACUAUGAGGUAGACAUGAGUAUUGAGCGUGCGGUAGCCCCGCAUUCCAGAUCAUGUUCUCAGUCAUAUCGCGGGAUAGACAGAACAGACGGGCCAGUUUAUCGUUCAGCUUCGAAAGGAGCUUAUGGACAGUCGCAAAUCGGGAAUGGAAAUCGAUUAGCCGACCAGGGAGGAGGGACUCCAAAUUCAAGUUCUGAUGACAUUUUAUUCGAGGUCUUUCAUUGCAUAAAGACAGGAAAGGAUUACAGCGUGAUAAAUUUGGAUGGUCAAAGAUAUUUCGUUGACUCUUGGAAUUCAGGUAAUGAGUUGCAGCCAUUUCCAGAUGAGUGGUGGCAACACGGUCACAUAGAGAGAGAGCAAAGACCAGGGAUAGGGGAUUAUGGGUAUGAUGAAACAUCCUAUGGUACUGCUACACAGUCACAAAGUGCUUGGGUACCAAGAUGGGAAGAUGACCGCAUGGGGAUGAUGGAGCAUCCAUCUAGAGGACUGCUGAGUACGUACUUUGAAGAAACUAAGUUGAAUGUACUGAAUGUUUACGACCAACAUUCAGGCACAUGGUUGAAGAUGCCUUUGUCAUGGGAGAUGUAUGUGCCUGAUGUAAAAUCGCGGCUUGCCAUCAUUCAGGAGACAUUUCCAUAUUGGACUGAUACCUUUGAGAUACUUGCAUUGUUGAGACAGUGUAAUUAUGAUCUUGACGAGGUCCUUAGCACAUACAUGACGCUGUUUGAGGACGCGGAGCCCACUAGCAAAAAGAAUGCUUUGAAGCUUGAAAAUAGCUCGGCGAUAAAUGAAGAGCAAGCUGCAGAGAUAGAAAGCUUGACGAUUAGAAUCGGACAGCUAGAGGAGCAACUCCGAGAUAAAGAUUCUCAGUUGGAAGAUUCUCAAAGAAGGAAUUCGGACUUACAAGAAAAGCUAAGAUCAGCAGAAGAAAUUGCCAGGAAACUUCAGAUCAAAGGGACAAGUUUACAACAGGAGAUUCAGCGGCUUAAAUCUGGGCAAACGCAAUCUCAACAACCGGUUGUGGCAACGGUUGCUGUGGUGACUCCCAACGAAAAGAAGGUUUCUAGGGAAACCUGUCUGCACAUCAAGUCCUCAAUUAAAUUCUUUUCUGAGAAGUUAGCGGAAUUGCGGAAUUGUUUUUCAAGCGAAAUGGAUGGACUUUAUUCAGUUUUAAAUCAGGCGCAAGGGUCUUUGCGUAAGAUGAAACAACAAAACCAAGGCUCAAGCAAGGAACUGAUAGAACUUCGUGCUUUAUAUCAUAGAGAAGUACUUGAAAGAAAACUUUUGUACAAUAAACUCCAAGAACUGCGCGGAAACAUCAGGGUAUUUUGCAGAUGUCGCUUUGAUCCUAAUGCAGAUGAUGUACUUAAUUUCUCAACGGAUCAAGACAUAAGUUUGGUGUCAGCAACGGGACAGAAAAAGUCCUUUAGAUUUGACCGAGUUUUCUCUCCCACCAGUACUCAGGAAGAAGUCUUCCAAGACACUCUUCCUCUUCUUACGUCAUGUGUUGAUGGCUACAAUGUUUGUAUCAUGGCUUACGGUCAAACAGGUGCAGGGAAAACUUACACCAUGAUGGGACCAGACAAUGAUCCCGGAGUAAAUAUCCGAUCGAUUCUAGAACUCCUUCGAGUAUGCGACGAACGAACCACUGUGGACUAUAGUAUGUGUGUUUCUAUGGUGGAAGUCUAUAACGAAACAGUGAGAGAUCUGCUCAGUGAGAACAGAAACUUACAGCAACUGACCAUUCAAAUGAGGAACAAACAACUCGUCAUUACCGAUGUCACUGAAAUUGAUGUGAAAUCUGCUGCUGAUAUCAAAGGCAUCAUGGAGAAAGGUGGCCAGAACCGUUCAGUGGGCGCUACUAAAAUGAACACAGACAGCUCUCGCUCCCAUUUGUUACUCCUCUUGAAACUUCAUGGCACAGAUCGCGUGACAAAUGCCGUCACACGCGGUACGCUGACCCUUGUAGACCUUGCAGGCUCAGAGAGGAUUUCCAAGACUGAAGCUACGGGACAAAGGCUCGUGGAAGCGGCAGCCAUCAACAAAUCUCUUUCAGCGCUUGGUCAAGUAUUUGGAGCGUUAAGGACGAAUGCAAUGCACGUACCUUACAGAAACUCCAAGUUAACUCAAUUAAUACAGAGCUCUCUUGGGGGAGACGGUAAGGCGUGUUUGUUCGUGAAUGUCAGCCCGCUCGCCAGUAACCUUAGCGAGACGGCGAGUACGUUACAGUUUGGGUCAGCGGCCAAACAAGUAGAACUUGGAAAGGCCAAACAGAACAUAACACAAGUACCAAAGAAAAACUAACCGGAUAAAAUAAGGAGUUAAAAUCAGCAAGGACUGAUUGACAUUCAAGUAUCUACUGUUCCUUUAAUGUUCCAGGGCUCGUUUUUCGAAAGGUCCAAUAACUUCACGGGUCCUAAACCAUUUUAUAAUAUCCAAAUACGAGGAGUAGUAGAGUAGAUUUUGGUUCAAGAGCCAGUCAGUUCUGUUUUGUUUCCUUGUAAAACACUUUUCAAAUUUAAAAAUUAUUUAUAUCUCGAUCUUAAAUGUAAACAAAGCAAGCAAAAAUCUGAGCCUUUCACGAUCGGUAACUAUCGCAUCUUUUGAGAAACGAGUCCCGGAAGGGAAAUAGUAAGCCAAACAGUUUUGAACGUUAAUAAUUUAUUUUCCAGCCAUUAACCAUUUCACUCCUAAGAUAAAAAGAUAUAUUCUCCCCACUUUCGGCCAUGAGAAUUUUUUGUUGAUUCUAAGAAUAUUCCCCAAUUUAUUUUUUUAUUUGAUCUUCUCACCUCUCUGUUUGAAAAUGAAUUGACAUCGCCAGGUAGUGAAAGGGUCAAUAUAGGAAGCAGAUGUAUUUUCGUAAACAGAAACAUUAACCGGCGCAAGCAAGCGUACGUGUCAGCUUAAAAUUAAAAGGGAGCUAAAAAUUUAAUAAAAUUUAAUAAUUUAAUUUAACGUU